GCAUUACUGAGACAAGACACAAAGAACAUAAUGGAGUGUCUUUUAUGUAGAGGCGCGUUGCUUACACCACUGAAGCUCUUUUGUGAAACGUUCUCAGUCUGCCGUCAACUCGAAUGACAAGAGUUUCUAACUUCAAAUAGUUUAUACUGUGGCAUUCAGUGCUUGAUAAAUGUACAUCUCGGCUGUCAAAUAUCACACACGUCCUCUGUGAAAUACAGGGGAGAUGCCAUGUUGCUAAGAGAUAUAUCACUGACCUCCGUAAAAAGAGACGCUUGACUAUCCAAAGACCAGUUUCUUUAAAUUGAGAGAAGUGAAAAACACUCUUAUGACAUUUACUCUUUUAAUAUAUUAGAACAAGACCUCGAGUUAAAAUUCGCAUUCUAUUAUGCGAAACUGUGUGUUAAUGUGUCAGAAAUGAAGGAAAAGUCCAAGAAUGCAGCGAAGACAAGACGAGAAAAAGAAAAUGGUGAGUUCUAUGAACUGGCGAAAUUGUUGCCUUUGCCCUCGGCCAUUACUUCGCAACUGGAUAAAGCUUCGAUCAUUCGACUGACCACAAGCUACCUGAAGAUGAGGGCAGUGUUUCCUGAUGGUCUGGGAGAGGCAUGGGGACAGCACGCGCGAAUCAGCCCGCUGGACAGCAUGGCUAAGGAAUUAGGAUCCCACCUGCUGCAGACUCUGGAUGGGUUUGUGUUUGUUGUUGCCUCUGAUGGUAAAAUUAUGUACAUCUCUGAGACGGCCUCGGUUCACCUUGGUCUAUCACAGGUGGAGUUGACAGGUAACAGUAUAUUUGAAUACAUCCACCCGUCAGACCAUGACGAGAUGACUGCAGUGCUGAGUGCCCACCCACCACUUCACCCGCACUUUUUACCAGAGUAUGAGAUGGAACGGUCCUUCUUCCUCAGGAUGAAGUGUGUGUUAGCCAAGCGCAACGCCGGACUGACCUGUGGUGGCUAUAAGGUUAUCCAUUGCAGCGGUUACUUAAAGAUCCGCCAGUACGUGAUGGAUGUUUGUCUGUAUGAGUCGUGCUAUCAGAUCGUGGGUCUGGUGGCCGUGGGGCACUCUCUGCCACCCAGCGGCAUCACUGAGAUUAAACUCCACAGCAACAUGUUCAUGUUCCGCGCCAGCCUCGACCUCAAGCUCAUCUUCCUCGACAGCAGAGUGGCCGAUUUAACGGGUUACGAGCCGCAGGAUCUGAUAGAAAAAACGCUCUACCAGCACGUGCACGGCUGUGACGUGUUCCACCUGAGAUAUGCACAUCAUUUACUGCUGGUGAAGGGACAGGUCACCACGAAGUAUUACCGCCUGCUGUCCAAGCACGGCGGCUGGGUCUGGGUCCAGAGCUACGCCACCAUCGUGCACAACAGCCGGUCCUCACGCCCACACUGCGUAGUCAGCGUCAAUUACGUUCUCACAGAUGUGGAAUAUAAGGAGUUACAAUUGUCUCAGGACCAGAGCAGAUCCCGAUCAGCGCUUUCCUAUAAGAGCUCCCUGCCGCCCCUGCAGGAUUCCCGUAAACAGCUCAAAGCCAAAGCAGCCAGGGUCAAAACCAAACCCAAAACGUCCCCUUAUCUACAGAUGUCCAUGCCCUCCGAGAAGCUGGAUUCUGCGCUUGGCUGGAAGUUGAGUCCCCCAUGCAGCCUGUCGUCCUGCCGGGAACAGAGCCCUGUCUCUCUCCCACCCGCCCCGUUAUCCGUCCCCGAGCCAGGCGAAGUGCUGCCUUACAGCCUGCCGCUGCCCUACCCCUACACGCACGCCCACGGACACCCGCCCGCCGACAGCAGGAAGCUGCGGGCAGCGGUCGGCUCUCCCGAGCGGGCUGCGCGCCAGCUCCUUUCUAGCCUGCUGCCCCACGAAGAGGACCACUGGGGCGAGGAAGGCUCCCCCAGACCCUCUCUAAAUCUCCCCGCACUGGGCUCCAAGCCCCCUCGGCACCCCCACUCCGGCAGCCCCACCGCCUCGUCUUGCUGCAACAGCUACACGGAUGGUAGUACAGUGGGCAGGAGGUAUCCCAGUGAUCCACUGCAUGAUGGCUUCAGCAGCUGUUCCUCCUCCAGACCCGGCAGUCGCUUUAAAGAAGAGCCUUUUGAGCAUCCUUCCCUUAGCCAGGCCAGGCCAGACAGCCACCUCCAUGGCCCGGGUAUACCGGGCAGUGCAGAGGCCAGGAAACCGCACCUCCUACGUGACAGCAAAGACCCAGCAGAGAGGGCCGAGGCGGCUGCUCCGUGUCCACUGCUGGGUGCAGCCGUGCUGGGUAAGGGCAGUGCCGAGCACCCCCGGGUGCACCAGGGGCUCCAGGGCCUCAGCCAGCACAUUCCCACGCAGGCAGCACUGGAGCAGAGACACAGGCUUUGCGCAGCAGCCCAGACUGGGUACGACCACCGGGGGGAAGAGCGGCGCGCAACCCGGGUGGCAGAGCAGGCGAAGGAAGAGGAGAGGAGGCUGCUGAUGGGAACGGGCUUACAGGCGCAGCCUCCGUACGGCUCUCUGAACUUUCACCACGUGCUGGUAAAGCACAGCCCCUUCCCCGCCGCGCCCUAUUCACUCGGCCACCUGACGGACAGCUACGGUUGCCGGGGGGAGGAGCUUAACCCAUACCUGUACAGGGGCCCGAGCCCCGCCUCCAGCCCUUCCCCAGAAGGCCACAGCGAGAUCCCUCACUACAUCGGAACCUCUGUCAUCAUUAGCAACGAGAGGUGACACACUCCGUGUUAGUGGUCAGAGGUCAUGCGCUAGGGACACUAAGACUCAUGCUGCAGCAGGUCACAGGUCACGAGAACACACAGACUCUGAACCUCCCCGGUGCUUCUGUGCAUCAGAUGCCCUCAUAUAAGCCAAUGCCAGCUUGCACAGGGAGCAGCACGUAACUUCAGGUAUGAGUAUAUUAUAUUUUUGCAAACAACAUACCCAGUAGAAAGUGAUUAGUAAAGAAGCAGAGCCAGGGAUGCUAGUCGUAAUGAGAAGCUGGUGUGAUGUCAGCCGGCCGAGUAGAAAGAUUUCUUCUCAAUACCUGCAUGUUUGCUGCCACUUUGAACAAGCAUGUUUAUAUAGGUCAGUGAAUAUGUAAUAGCAGUACGCUAUAAUACUCCAUUACUCUGCAAGAACUGGAAGCAGCUUCUAACGGUACAUUGGAUUUUAACAAAACAUCACGGAAAUCCUGAUUUUGUAUUGAAAACAGUGCAAUCGUCCACUGACAUACUUUUUCCCUGUUAUAAAGACAUGUCUAAAAAAGGAACAAGACAAUUGACAGCAGGCUAAAUGAUACACUCCAACCGAAACAAACGUACUGAGUGAGCUUUAACAAAAAAGUUUAGCGUGUCCGAAAACGGUCCCCCGUGUUUACUGUGGAAGCAGCAUUGUAGGUGCUGAGACAGGUUCUCUGUGUAGACGCCACCAUGCUUUACGCUAGCUGGUUCCAGACAGGAAGCUUCACUCCCCCUCUCCGUUCUGCUUGAUCACGGCUGUAGUAAUGAGGCUAAAGCAUCGAACACAACCCAGGAACAAAGAGGAACUGCUUUCAGAUGAUAUUGAAACAAUAAAUAAUUCCACUUUAAGUCCAAAUAAA
Electrophorus electricus (electric eel) is the source of this 3562-nucleotide messenger RNA. It is a transcript of the gene sim2, whose product is annotated as SIM bHLH transcription factor 2. NCBI's taxonomy places the organism in Eukaryota, Metazoa, Chordata, Actinopteri, Gymnotiformes, Gymnotidae. Gene Ontology annotation, biological process: regulation of transcription by RNA polymerase II. The record is from RefSeq and is a predicted model, not a curated record. Gene Ontology annotation, molecular function: DNA-binding transcription factor activity, RNA polymerase II-specific; protein dimerization activity; RNA polymerase II transcription regulatory region sequence-specific DNA binding.